ACAUUGGUAAAUGAUUAGAUUUCAGGUUAGAUAGUCUGAAAGUACAGCAAUGAUACUGCAAACUUCGCAUUCUGACACGCCACACUGUUGUGUUGGUUAACUGUUAACAAACUGUUUUUAACUCUGUUUGAACGCUCUUUUGUAGUCCAGUUGUAGUACAUUAUGUCCCUGAGAUGACUGAGUCAGAUCCACUGGGUUUUAGAAAGAAUCUCAAGCAAAACUAGCACAGACCACUAGAACCCCCCUCCUCUGAUCACAUGACCAAUGACCAUGAUGGUGAUGGCGGAGCUUCUCCCUUCACCGUGUCCGUCCCUCCGCGAGACUACGAGGUAGAAGAGGAUCCUGUCGGGAGGUCGUGUUCACUGACUGGUGAUUAUUGGGUGCAAGAGGAACCACCUGCCUUUAGGGUUGAAAGUUUGGCACAAGUGCGAGAAAAAGUGCAAAAGAAAACCUUCACUAGGUGGGCUAACAUGAGUCUCAGCAAAAAGGAUCAAAUAAGAGAUUUGUUUGAAGAUUUGAAGUCUGGUACAACCCUGAUAAAACUGAUCAAUAUCCUGUCCGAAUCUAGUCUUCGUCCUGAGCGAGGUAGAAUGGAGAUUCAUAACAGAUCAAACAUUGGUCGAGCUCUGGAGGCACUCUCAAAAGUUGAUCCUCAACACGGCAUCUCCAUCUCUGCUAUAUACGAGGGUAUCCCCAAGCUAACACUUGCUCUCUGCUGGCAUCUCAUCCUCCGAUACUCUCACUUACAAGAACGAGAUAUGAUGGGCGUAUCUGCUGAGGUCCACUGCAAGAACUGGUGCGGAGAGAACGCUGCAGGUUACGUAGGUCUAGAGAACAUUGAGAAGGACUUCCUGGGAACCUGGAUAACUGGCCUUGUUCUCCCCGCUAUUAUCAGCAGAAAUAAACCUGAACUGAUUGAUUACGCGGAUAUAUACCACAACAAGACCCCUGAACAGAGGUUCGCCAUAGCUUUUGGGCUUGUGGAGAAGAACUACUCAGUUCCUAAACUGCUGGAUGUGGAGGAUAUGAACAAGCAGCAUAUAGACGACCAAAGUGUGGUGACCUAUCUGAUGCUGCUGAACAAGGUCCUGUCGGAUAACGUGCCAGACAUUCCACCGGCUAUCGUGAAACUAAAACAACAACUCACCCAUGAAUACCAGCUAUUGGAGGAAGAUCUAGAUGAUGAAAGUUCGACCGAAGAGGAGGAGGAAGAUUUAAUGGUGGAAGAAACAGAUCUCACCCCAGUUGAAGACUCAGAUCUCCCCCAAAUAAUGGCUGCGCGAGAGCAGAGUCUCUCGACCACACCAGAGUACAAUUCUCGUGAGGAGGACAAGGAUUCCGGGCUGGAACUGGAGGACUACUCUCCCGUCAACAACUCAGAAAAACCGAUCCCCCGUGCCGAGCAGGCAGUAAGAGACCAGGACGCAGUGUCUCAACGAGACAGCAGCAUAACCCUGGACAGUGAGGCUGAGUACUUGUCUGCUGCUAGUUCACCAGUUCUAGGGUCUAGACGCUUCAAUGGGGACACGGAUAACUCUGAAACAACGAGCCCCACCUCCGAAGAGAUGAUACCAGACACCAUGGAGACAGCUGAGACGAUGAGACUGCCUAUUGCUGAGCUGGAAGCAACUCUCAAUUAUAUAACCAACAUACCAGAGAAUAUACCAGUAACAGUUUCUAAUCUGGAGGAGUUGAAAUUGUUGCUAAAAGAGAGGGGCGAGGAGUGCGCGGCUCUACAGACUCAAAUUAAUCAUCAGUUGAACUGGAAGCAAGAGUGGGACAAGAGAGCGGAUCUCCACAAGCUCCUCUCCCAGACCGGUCGGUUUGAUGACGCUCUCAGAGGGGCUGCCUCAGAGCUGGAUAACUUUGUCAAUAUGCUGGACGAGUUUGAGAAGGCGGUCGCACGGUCCCAGGAGUUCGCUGAUAGCGCCGAGGAGUACUUAGCAGAAGAAGAUAUCCCGAGUACAGCUACAGAGACCAACAACACAUUAACAGAACAAAAGGAUCUGCUGAACACUUUAGAAGAGGAACAGAGAAAUCUAGAGUACUCUUAUCGCUCACUCAGUCGCGCUAUACCCAAGAUAAUCCCCUUGUCGAUAUACGAGCAACAGAGAUCGGUUACAGCAGUGCAGAACAGUCUGAGUGAUAUAGAGGGUGUUAUCAGUGGAAGUGUGGAGACACUAUCCUUCCUCUCCUCCAGGUUACCCUCGUUGGAGCAAAAGUUGCAAGAUGCUGAUGAGAUCCUUACAAAAACUGAGGAUGAGAUUGACAGUAUGGACUCUGGGAGCAUAAACCCUGAGGAUUUGCAGCUCCAGAUGGACCGAGCUAACACCCACCUUGCCACCGUAGACAACCUCUUCACAGCUAUAGAGAGUUUCAGCUCUGAGUUCAACUUGCAACCUCUCAAAGUUGAGUGGGAAGAGCUGAACCUGAGGGCUGACAGAUCACGAAACAAGAUACUUGAAAUGGUUGAAACAGAGGAAGCUGUGUCAGAGGAAGUGGUCGCUGUAUCCGACUGGGCUGAAACGUUGGAGACUUUCCUUCAGAGGAGAAUGAAAGCUAUCGAAUCCAGGAAACAACUUAGAGAGGUGCAAGGUAAAUGGAAGGAGGUAGCUGAAGAUCUGCGUACGAAAUGUGAGGAGAUAGAAGUCCUACUACAAAGUGACUACAGUACUCAAGAUCACCGAGUCAUGUCCCCUCUAGAUAAGGACACUCUUAUCUCCCUCCGCAAUCAGCUUGCUUCACUUCAGACACCACUUCAGAGCAGGAGGGAGCUUCUCCAGGAGGCUUAUUCUAACUGGGGAAAUGUUGAAUCUCAGAUGAAAUCACUGUCUCUGAAUAUGUUGAAUUUGGAGUUUGCACCCUCUGGAGCGAGGUAUGAAAUGCCAGGUGGUGAAUGGUCGGUGAGGCCUAUGUUAGAGUAUGUUGAUAGGCUAACAGAGAGUGAGAAAGAGUUGGAGGAACAAGCCCAGCAACUUCAGAGUUUAGUUCAGAACAUUUCCGAUCUUCCCACCGCUAUUCUAGACACAUCCACCAUAGUUAAGGAGCGGGAAAAUCUCCUCAAUAAACACACAGUUCUGUGCAAACGAGCCAGCAAUAAACGUGUCAAAUUCCAGAGAACUUGUCUCAAACUGGAACCAGUAUUACCGUUCCUCAGACCCGUUUAUUUGAACAAAAUCAAGUGGUUGUACAAAAAACCAUUGCCGGACAUAGACUCAAAACGAGAUAGUUCCUCCUCUCAGAUUGUUGCAGUUCUUAAGAAUCCUAAGAUGUUGAAAACUGUGCGGUAUUCCCAGUAUUGGCAUGCUGUCAGGACUGUUGCCCCGGAGAAGAUCCCGCUGAUGUUGCUAACUUGGUUUGCGUACGCUCUGGGACCCUGGGGUAUGGGGUGUUCUACUGACAAACCCAUGAUGAUCUCACUUUAUACGCCAGAUUUAAGGAUUUGAACAAUUUGGAAUAUUUUCUCGUAAUUUCGGGACCAGAAUUGACAAUGUUGAUUGAAACUGAGGAUUGUGAAGAAACAAAGUUUAAUCUCUAUCGGUACAAGAAAGCUAUUUGGUAGCAGACAGCGAGGAAUAACAAUUAAAUGAUAGGUUUCCGACUACCCGCGCUACGUUUUAAAAAGUGUUGCCGCUGUAAAACGGACGAAGGAUGAACAUGUUUCCCUGUUUUAGAAUUUAGGUGUAAAUUUGUAGGUUAAGCUGUAAGUUUUUUGUUUUUUUUUCAGAAUAUAUUAUUGUUUGCAAAUAUAAAUUAUGUGUUAUAUAAGGGUAUUAAUGCUGAUGCUUCAACUAGAUAUUAUUGUUUGAAAAUAAAAUGUAUUAAAUUCUUGUAUGUGUAUUAGUCGGGAAUUUUAGUUUGUUAAUAGGAAAAUGUCAAACACAAUUUGUUGAUUAUCAUUAAUAAUUAUU
Bolinopsis microptera is the source of this 3911-nucleotide messenger RNA. Its product is annotated as alpha-actinin-like. Gene Ontology annotation, biological process: actin cytoskeleton organization. The record is from RefSeq and is a predicted model, not a curated record. Bases 258 to 3446 code for a protein of 1062 amino acids. The transcript has 19 exons. Gene Ontology annotation, cellular component: cell projection; cell junction; plasma membrane. Gene Ontology annotation, molecular function: actin filament binding. Lineage: Eukaryota; Metazoa; Ctenophora; Tentaculata; Lobata; Bolinopsidae.